AACUUUCAAAAUACUAAAUUAAAAAACUAAAGAUGCGACGACACAACCAUACAAACCGCCAUGGAAAUCGGAAUCCCAAAACCCUCACCGUUACACUUCACACUCCUAACUCUGAUCCUACUCAUAACCCCAUCACCCUCUUCUUCUUUCACCAUCCCAACACCCUCUUCAUUCCAAACUCUGUUUUCUCUAUCUCACUCUCUCCUCACGCGCGUUGCCAACUUACGCGCCGACCGUGGCGACAUUUUAGGGUCAGCCCGUGCCAGAACAUUAGCACAUAAAAUAGAGAAACAUAGUAGUGGGUUUAGAUUAUAUGGGCUGUUUUGGUCUGUUGGUUGGGAUUAUAUCAAGAAUUAUGCGUGGAGAGAUGUUGGGUUUGAGAUGUUCGGUGUUGUGUCUGAUAUUAAUGAGUUGAUGAAAGGUUUGACCGAGUUGAGUCGUUUGGAAUCGGGAGUUGACCGGGUUGAAUGGGUUCGUCGGAAUUAUGGGAGCUUGCUUAAGGUUUCUAUGUCCUUGUUUAAUCGCUUGCUUAAAGUCUUCACUCAUUCGGGUCCAUUGAAGGAUGCUGUUGAGAUGGUACGAACCGAAAUUGUCGAUGGUGGGCUGCUGGAGGACUGCCUUGAGUUGGGUAGCAGUGAUUUAAAAGGUGUGAUUCAGAUACUAAAAGAUGUUGCUCUGCAAUACACUUCUACUAAUGGCAAGAGCGAGUUAUGAGUAAGUAGACUGACUUCUCUGUAAAUUGAAAUCAUAGCUUUACAUGAUGACAGUAGAAUUUUGUCAUGCUUUAUCAUUUUUUUUUCCUUUUCUCUUUGCUAUGUGAAAUCAUCGCUGGUAAUCGCAUAAAAUUUGGUAUGACUAGUCAAAAGCCCAUAUCACAAAAUGUCACGAUAGUGGUGUUUGGAUAUGAUCAUCAUAGAUGACUAAUUAUCCUUCUUGUAUUCUAGUUACAUUUAACCACCCAAUGGUUCCUAUUGUGUACUUAACUGGCCCUAAGAAAUCAUUAAGAUAUAUCUUGUUGACCCAA
This is a messenger RNA of Erigeron canadensis, 1024 nucleotides long. RefSeq lists its product as uncharacterized. The record is from RefSeq and is a predicted model, not a curated record. NCBI's taxonomy places the organism in Eukaryota, Viridiplantae, Streptophyta, Magnoliopsida, Asterales, Asteraceae. The transcript has 2 exons. The coding region runs from base 61 to 714 and encodes 217 amino acids.